UCUGAGACAGGAAUUCUGAAGCGUAGUUGGUUCAGGGGGACUUUUGUGCAACCAACACAAAGACGCAGAUGCACCGUAUAUCAGUUUGGGCGCACAUUUGCAGGACCUAAAUCCCAGAUUUUAACUGGAUAUUUAAAAGCUUACUUAAACCAUGGAACAAUAACCGUACAGAGUUACUUGCACUUUACCACCAGUUUCAAGCUCCGCAGCAGAAUUUCGCGAGCAUCUCUCAGUCUGUGCUUGGAAAGUGCAGAAUGCACCGUGCUUUCUGAUUGUCUUAUUUUAUCCCAGCAAUGAUCCCCCAGCAGCAGAAUCAUGUUGUUGCUACUAUUGAAAACAUUCCUGCUGAAAGCAUUACAGCGUCACCAACGGUGCUCCAGAGGAUUAGGAACGUCUUUAACAGGGAGCUGUUGCUAUCUCUGGCUCUGGGCCAGGUUCUGUCACUGCUGAUUUGUGGCAUAAGCCUGACAAGCAAGUACUUGGCAGAUGAUUUCCAAGCCAACACUCCUGUCUUUCAAAGUUUUCUUAACUACAUCCUUCUGUUCCUGGUCUACACUACCACAUUAGCUGUGAGACAAGGAGAAGAAAACUUAUUGGCAAUAUUGAAAAGAAGAUGGUGGAAGUACAUGAUCCUAAGCUUGAUAGAUAUCGAAGCCAAUUACCUGGUAAUCAAAGCUUACCAGUACACAACACUGACAAGUGUGCAGCUGCUAGACUGCUUUGUUAUCCCUGUGGUGCUAUUACUGUCCUGGUUCUUCUUGCUGGUGAGGUACAAGGCAGUUCACUUCGUUGGAAUCGGAGUGUGCCUGCUGGGGAUUGGCUGCAUGGUGGGGGCUGAUGUGCUGGCUGGCAGGCAGCAGGGGUUGGGAGAACACAAGCUCCUGGGAGACCUGUUGGUGUUGGGUGGAGCCACGCUGUACGGCAUCUCCAAUGUGUGCGAGGAGUUCAUUGUGAAGAACCUCAGUCGAGUGGAGUUUCUAGGAAUGAUUGGACUCUUUGGGUCUUUCUUCAGUGGCAUACAGUUAGCUAUAAUGGAACAUAAGGAACUGUUAAGGGUACCAUGGGAUUGGCAAAUAGGGUUGCUGUAUAUUGGAUUCAGUGCCUGCAUGUUUGGCCUGUAUAGUUUCAUGCCAGUGGUCAUUAAAAGGACCAGUGCCACAGCUGUCAACCUCUCCCUGUUAACAGCAGACCUUUACAGUCUCUUCUGUGGAUUAUUCCUUUUCCAUUUCAAGUUUUCAGGUCUGUACCUGCUGUCCCUUUUUACCAUCAUCAUGGGAUUGAUAUUAUACGCCUCCUCUUCAACCUACGUUGCCCAGGACCCUCGGGUCUACAAGCAGUUCCGCAACUCCUCAGGACCUGCGACAGACACCCCGGCCACAGGGCCGCUGGAGCCAUCAGUCACCUAUACCAGUCUGGGGCAGGGGACUGAAGAGGAGCCCCGCGUUCGAGUGGCCUGAGCUGGAUGGGGGGGCAAGGGGGUACUGCCAUUAUCAACUGUGGCCCACUCACUGUGUAUAGAGAAAGGAAUUUGCUAGCUGAACAUCAGGAAUGAAAAAAAGAAAGAACAGGAAUGAAUACACUGUGUGUUCAGACAUUGCCUCAUGACCCAGGUUGUUGAACAGUUUCCUGUUUUUAGAUUUUUUUUUUUCUAUUGGUUUUUGAAGAUAUUCAUCCAAUACACUUUAUACAGAUGCAUAAAGAUAAAGGCUGUUGGAAUUAGGAAGCCUGGUUUAGAAAAUAUGCCUAUUUUAGAACUGAGAAGAAACCACCGAAGUAAGAAUGUCACGGUGAGACAAUAUAUCUUCAAAAAUAUGAACACUACAUAUAUGCCAAAGGCAGGACCCGGUCUCUAGCAGCCUGUUUGCCAAAUUGUGAAAUUACUUUCUCUAAAUACAGUGUAACAUAAAAAUGUUCACCCCUGUAUUGUUUCUUUUUAUAUUUACAUUCAUCCAUAUUGUGUACAUUUUUGGUAUUUAUUCUUGUAAUGCUCCUUUGUUUUAUGUUGUUUAUUUCAACUAAUUUUAGGUGUAAGUUGUUCUUAUACGUAUGUGUAUCCACAUCGGUCAGGUUAUUGUGUUGAUCAGUUUUUGUUUUUUAUUGGUUGGCAAUUGACCGAUGGUUUAAUAGUACCAUCUACAACACAGAAAAAAAGGAAAAAUGUCUCAUCUAUAAGGAAUAGGUUUUAAAUGUUGAAAUAAACACUGCAUAUUGUAUCAGCCAUUCCCAGUGUUUUUGCACAUUUAAUGUUCCACAAUGCCUAACCCGUGGUGAGUUUCCAACCCCACAGCAAAUGUUGAGGCUUAAAUAAUUAGCAAACAAUUGCAUAGGGUAUCCCAAGUAUUUAUGUGAAAGACACACAUUGCUCUAUCUCCUGUUCUUUAACAGUGAGUAAGCCCACAUUUUCAAUACUUCUGUCAGACACAGAUGGGAUGUGGCUGUAAAAAAAAAAAAAAAAAAAAACUAAUUCCCUGACUAUAUAGCUAAUGCCCCACAUACAGAAAAAUCAACAUUUUGGUGUUACCGUGUAGACUAUAUAAUAAACCAUACCUCAUCUCACGAGUGCAGAUACACAAUGUUAUCAAUAUUCUGGCUUUGACGGACUCAAUCAAUGUGCAAUGUGGAGUGUAUUUGAGCCAGAAAAGGCAUCUCCAUUUUCUAUGUUAAAUUUUCAUUAUAUGUCAAAAGGACUCCUAUUGGAGUUCAAGGUAUACAUUCCAGCUAAUAUGUUAUAUAAUAAACACAUUUAUCACUAUACAAGGUACUAUUUCAGUAUUUGCACCACUGUGUAAUUAAGAAAGGUUAUUGUCUAGUUUAGAUAAUUAUAACUUGUGUUAUUAACAUUUAGACAAGUGUGCAGUUCUUACCUUUUGUUGUUCUAACCAUUUAGAAAUCUUCAGAAAUAGCUAUGACAACAAACUGUACCCCAUGGGUAAAAAGUCUUUAGUUGAUAAAUCCGUCUAAAGUACACUUAACUCAAGACUGCAAAUGGAAAUGAAAAGCCAAAAACUGCACAUUUUCAGUGAAAAAAAAAAACAACAAUAACAAAAAAAAAAAAAAAAAAAAAACUAACUUUUUGAUAUCUGCAUGCUCUUAAUGGACUGGCUGUGGUAAUGUAAUACCUGUAUGAUGUUUUCAAAUAAAUGCUUUAUGAAACCUAA
Messenger RNA from Polyodon spathula (Mississippi paddlefish), 3158 nucleotides. Its product is annotated as solute carrier family 35 member F1-like. Gene Ontology annotation, biological process: transmembrane transport. NCBI's taxonomy places the organism in Eukaryota, Metazoa, Chordata, Actinopteri, Acipenseriformes, Polyodontidae. The record is from RefSeq and is a predicted model, not a curated record. Gene Ontology annotation, molecular function: transmembrane transporter activity. The transcript has 8 exons. Gene Ontology annotation, cellular component: membrane. The coding region runs from base 294 to 1457 and encodes 387 amino acids.